GUAAGUCUCCUGAUAAUGGCAAGCCAAAGAAGAAAACUCAACUGCAUAUUGUCUGUAAGUUUUCUGUCGUCCAUCUUGUUCUUGUCCAUACUCUUGUUGUGUUUCUGUCGUGUGGAUUGCGAUGCUAGAGAUACUUUGAAGCAUGGCGAGCGGAUUACUGACGAUGGAGGAGGAACAACCCUUGUCUCCAGUGGAGGAAGGUUUAAACUGGGAUUCUUCAAGGCAACGGGAAGCGCAAGCCCCAAAAGGUAUGUCGGGAUAUGGUAUAACGAAUGGGAUCAACAAACAGUUGUAUGGGUUGCCAACAGAGACAACCCUGUUACUGACCGUUCCACUGGAGUUUCUUUUGGAAUUGCAGAAGAUGGCAACCUUAAGAUUUGGGAUACUACCGGAUACGUUUAUUGGAGUACAGUAUGUGUUGAGAAUUCUUCGUCUACAAAUCGUACUGUGAAGCUCAUGGAUUCUGGAAACCUUGUCUUAAGGGAUGAACAGUUGGCGAAGAGUCUUUGGGAGAGCUUCCAAAAUCCAACGGAUACAUUUCUUCCAGGUAUGAAGAUGGAUAAACACCUCGAGUUGAUUUCAUGGACAGGUGAUGGUGACCCGGGAAAAGGGAAUUUCACGUUUAAGCAAGAUCAAGAAGGAGAGGGCCACUACGUUAUCACAAAAAAGCCAUUGGAUUAUUGGAGAAGUUGGAUGUCAGGCAACUUCUUGAGCUCAGAUGAAAUGCCCUAUGACUACUUGUUGUCAAAUUUCAGCAAUACCAAGUUCCCACUUUUGCCAAAUUCCCCAAAACAACCUCGGCUGGAUAAUUACGGAAGGAUGAAUUAUACGAAUGAUAGUUACGCAAGGUUAGUGAUGAAUUAUACGGGGGAAUUACAGUAUCUGAAGUGGGAUGUGGACGAGAGAAAUUGGUCUUUGAUAUGGAGAAAGCCGGAAGACCAAUGUGGCGUUUACCAUGCUUGUGGGGAAUUCGGCAUCUGCAAUAUUAACAAUAGGUUGAUCUGCAAAUGUUUGCCUGGGUUCCAGCCUGCUAACCCCAAGAAUUGGGAUUCUGGAGAUUUUUCAGACGGGUGCAGGAGAAAUUCGACAUCAUCUGACAACAGCGACAUGUUCUUGAACUUAAAGAUGAUGAAAGUGGGCAAGCCAGACUCUGAUUUCCCCGAAAUAAAUGAAACAAAAUGCAGAAAGCAGUGCCUUGCCGUGAGCUUGUGCCAGGCUUAUUCAUAUGAGGUAGCUCAAAACAGCACGAAACGAACUACUGGGAUCGACAACUGCAAAAUUUGGACUUCGGAACUAAGUAAUCUUCAAGAGGAGUACACAAACCGUGCUUGUAACGUCUCUGUCCGCGUGCCAAAAUCUAUUAUAGAAUCAACAGUUAGGAAUUGUGAGCCUUGUGGCUCAAACUUGAUCCCCUAUCCGCUAAGCACUGGAAUAAAUUGCGGUGACCCCAUCUACUUUAGUUUCUACUGCAACACUUCCUCGGGCCAGGUUAGCUUCAAGGCACCCAGUGGCACCUAUCGAGUCACCAAAAUCGAUCCAAGUGCACAGACAUUUGUCAUCCAAGUCAAAUAUGCAGGAUAUGAUAUAAAUUCAAGAGGAACUCAACUGCUCAAUGUGUCAUUGCCGUUCAAGAGGAAUUAUAGCUCUGAAGUUAAAGAUGAAAUAGACAUUAGUUGGGACCCCCCGCAGCAGCCAAGCUGUAAUUCGUCCAAAGAUUGCAAGGAUUGGCCAAAUUCAAAUUGUAAUAUGGCAAUAGAUGGAAAGAAGAGGUGCUUUUGCAAGCAAAACUUCUUAUGGAAUGGCACAAUUUUAAAUUGUACUACUAAAGAAGGUAAUACUCCUCAGUCGUUUAAAAAGCCUUCAAAAAGAAAGAAGUGGUUGCUUCUGUGUGGAAUGGUACCUUUGAUUAUAAGCGUGUUUGCUCUCACAUGUUCCAUUACUUUUGUAUAUGUAUGGAGAAGAAAGAAGGCCAAGGAAGAAGAAAGUAGAAAAAGUAGUAGAAGAAAUCGAGUAUUACGUGCAUUAGACACUGAAAAACAUGUCAAAGACUUGAUGGACUCGGGUGAGUUCAGAGAAGAAGAUGAGAAUGGCAUAGAUGUACCAUUUUUUGAUUUGGAAUGUAUUCUAGCUGCUACAGAUAACUUCUCAAAUGCAAAGAAGCUUGGAAAGGGGGGCUAUGGGUCUGUUCACAAGGCCACAUUUCCAGGAGGUCAAGAGAUUGCUGUAAAGAGGCUCUCAAGUGUCUCAAAGCAAGGGUUACAAGAAUUUAAAAACGAGGUGGUGUUGAUUGCAAAACUUCAACACAGGAAUCUUGUUAGGCUUCGAGGAUAUUGCAUAAAUGGAGAUGAAAAGAUUUUACUCUACGAGUACAUGCCAAACAAAAGCUUAGACUCAUUUAUAUUUGAUCAAAAGCUAAGCAUGUCUUUGGACUGGGAGAUGCGCUUCAAAAUCAUUUUGGGAAUUGCUCGUGGGCUUGUUUAUCUUCAUCAUGACUCCAGACUGAGGAUCAUUCAUAGAGAUUUGAAAACUAGCAACAUUCUUCUAGAUAACGAGAUGAACCCCAAAAUAUCUGAUUUUGGAUUGGCAAAGAUGGUUGAAGGUAAACAAACCGGGGCAAACACAACUAGAGUAGUUGGAACUCAUGGCUAUAUAUCUCCGGAGUACGCACAACAUGGAAUUUUUUCAAUCAAAUCCGAUGUUUUUAGCUUUGGUGUAGUUCUACUUGAGAUUAUAAGUGGAAAAAAGAAUACAGGAUUUUAUGAGUCAGAACUAGCCCCAAGCCUUUUAGGUUAUGCAUGGAGAUUGUGGGUAGAAAACAAGGUGUUGGAUUUAAUGGACCAUACUCUACGUGAAGUUUGCAAUGCAGACCAGUUCGUGAAGUGCGUAAAUAUUGGACUUUUAUGCGUACAAAAUGACGCAAAUGACCGCCCUACCAUGUUAAAUGUUGUUGCAAUGCUUGAUAGUGAAGUUGGAACAAUUUCAACUCCAAAACGGCCAGCUUUUGUUCCUGGGACCGACCAUUCCGACUCAGCUAAUUCUAUUAGACUGGAAACAAAUACAGAAUUAACUAUUAGUCUUGAAGGAAGAUGAUUGAUAAUGCAUGGUACAAAUGCAAGAUCUUGCCAGCUGUCCUUUACUACAUUUGCAAAGGUUUUAGUGGACAAAAUAUUGGUUUCUAUAUAAAAGAAGGUUGUAUUAGUUCUUCAUCUAAAUGAAACUUUUCUCCCAAUACCCAUUCCUUUAAUUGAAACCUAUUUAUGGUAACUGUAUUUGGUAA
This is a messenger RNA of Corylus avellana, 3277 nucleotides long. The record is from RefSeq and is a predicted model, not a curated record. NCBI's taxonomy places the organism in Eukaryota, Viridiplantae, Streptophyta, Magnoliopsida, Fagales, Betulaceae.